Acipenser ruthenus (sterlet) is the source of this 1552-nucleotide messenger RNA. Its product is annotated as complement C1q and tumor necrosis factor-related protein 9-like. The record is from RefSeq and is a predicted model, not a curated record. The transcript has 3 exons. Gene Ontology annotation, molecular function: protein binding. The coding region runs from base 141 to 815 and encodes 224 amino acids. NCBI's taxonomy places the organism in Eukaryota, Metazoa, Chordata, Actinopteri, Acipenseriformes, Acipenseridae.
CUGGGAAUUGCGAACCACAAUUCUUGUUAUUUAAGAAUCCAGACAAUUAGAAGGUAUAAAAGCCAGGGGCAAACAAAAAACGUUUUGGAGGACCCAGAGGAAAAAAACAAAAAAACAAGACAGACAAAACGUUUGAGAAGAUGUGCAGAGUCGCUGUGCUGCUGUGUGUCGUGUUGCUGGUGGAGAUGGGGACAGUCCUCUCCAUCGAGGAGAAGCCAUGCCAGCCUGGGAUACCUGGCAUUCCUGGGGAGCGAGGCCCACAGGGUGUACCCGGCAGAGACGGCAGAGAAGGGCCGGCAGGACCCCAAGGCGAGAAGGGGGAUCCAGGUGCACCAGGAGAGAGGGGCCACAGGGGGCCCCCUGGUAAAGCUGGGCCCCCAGGAGCCUUUGACCCUUCCAUUCACGGAGGAAGUGCAGCGGAAGUGUGUGCAUUCCACGUGGGUCUGGGGGCGGGCGGCCCCACUGCUGGGGAGCCUAUCAAAUUCACUAAGGUGAUCUACAAUGAGCAGAAUGCAUACAGCCCAGCGUCCGGGAAAUUCACUGCACCCGUCCCCGGGCUUUACUUCUUUACCUAUCAGAUCACAGUGUUCAAAAACGACAUGUGGGUCACGUUGAUGAGGAACAAGCAGAAGGUCCAGUACACCUACAUGGCUGACUUGAAGAGGACCACUCAGGCGUCUGGGGCGUCUCUUCUGAAGCUCGGUGUGGGAGAGGAAGUGUGGCUGCAGGUUCACAGCUCUAAGAAUGGACUCUACGCAGAUGCAGACGACGACACCACCUUCACUGGGUUCCUACUGCAGCAGAUCAAUGGCUAGCAAUCACACAGCCUGUGCACUAAGAUAGCAACCACACAGCCUGUGCACUAAGAUAGCAAUCACACAGCCUGUGCACUAAGAUAGCAAUCACACAGCCUGUGCACUAAGAUAGCAAUCACACAGCCUGUGCACUAAGAUAGCAAUCACACAGCCUGUGCACUAAGAUAGCAACCACACAGCCUGUGCACUAAGAUAGCAAUCACACAGCCUGUGCCCUAAAUAGCAAUCACACAGCCUGCGCACUAAGAUAGCAACCACACAGCAUGUGCACUAGGAUAGCAAUCACAGAGCCUGUGCACUAAGAUAGCAAUCACACAGCCUGUGCACUAAGAUAGCAACCACACAGCCUGUGCACUAAGAUAGCAAUCACACAGCCUGUGCACUAAGAUAGCCAUCACACAGCCUGCGCACUAAGAUAGCAAUCACACAGCCUGCGCACUAAGAUAGCAAUCACACAGCCUGUGCACUAAGAGUUCAAUGUAAAGCAUUCAAAACGAGAUUUCUUUCUAUUUUUUUCUUCCCCUUAUGUGUCUGUUGCCAUUUAUGUCUGCAUUUAUCUGUAAAAAUAUAUAUGACGUGAAAUGUGUAGUUUUAGAAGAAACUAAAUGAGAUAAUGCACAAUAUAGAACAAUAACGCUAAAUAAACGGAUACAUUGACUCAGUAUCAUGAUGCAUGUAAAGGAAUAACCAGCAGAUAGAUAGAUUUACAGUAAACAGAAAUAAAUGAGUGAAGUUAC